Molecule: messenger RNA, 4273 nt
Organism: Bolinopsis microptera
Lineage: Eukaryota; Metazoa; Ctenophora; Tentaculata; Lobata; Bolinopsidae
Product: anoctamin-8-like
Exons: 20
Coding region: 284-3970 (1228 amino acids)
Source: RefSeq, a predicted model, not a curated record
UUACUAUGAGUAGAUGGAUAUCCUGGCUAUAUUGAAAUAUAAUGCCUGAAUACUCCUAAAGAACGGUUAUAACUCGGUCCUAUCUAUUGUACUGCUCUUCCCGCCGCUAACUCCGCUAUUCUAAAUCACAUAACCGGCUCAUAUUAUGUGAUUUGUAUCACUUCGGGUCGGUUUUGUUCGCCAGUCCCGGACAUCACUCUUUGUUAAUUGUUUUGCUCCCUAUUUCACCGGACACCGACUGUUUUGCAAUCCUCUGAUUGUUAUAAUAUCGGGUCUGUAUAUCAUGGAUUGCUCUUGUUGUUUAGAUGAAGGGUCGUUAGAGGCCAAGUUUGAUCUUAUGGUGGAACGGUUUAGAAGCUGGAUUGAUGACGUUGAGUACAAAAUCAAAGAUGCUAUCGAAAAAAGGAAAAAGAAACAAGAAGAGGAGAAGAGACUGGCCAAAUGGCAGGAUCAGGUGCAUACUGCUAGUAGAGCGGAGAACAGUACAGUAGACCCUCCAACUACCACUUCAGAAAGAAGGGUCCUGGAUCCACCCUCUCCAACUACCACUUCAGAAAGAAGGGUCCUGGAUCCACCCUCACCAACAUUAUCAGACUACGUGUUUUCAACCCCCACAGACUCAGAUCAAGAGGACUUCGAGUCCUUCUUCCCGACACCACCUUCUCCUCUUGAAGACAGUCCAGACCCUGGUGUUACAGUCUUACAAUCAGAUACACAACUAAUAGGUUUUAUGGAACAAGUCGAGGAAUCAGCAGCCGAAGAAGAAUCAAACGCUCCGUUCAGAGACAUCACUGAUACAACCCAAUUCUUAAUACCUACUGUCUUGUCAGAAUAUUCAUCAGACGAUCCAAAUCAGAUUCUUUUUGUGCCACCCACAAUACCACGUGUUUCAGCAUCUUCCUCAGCUGCCAGCCAACGUUCGAUAAAGCUUUUAGAAAAAUCUGCUGUUAUCCAGAAGUUGCUCUCGGAUUCACAGAUCAGUCCUGUCCAGAACGACCUAUCAAAGGACGUUAACAUCAACUGCAGCGAAGAUAAGGUGACUAGUCCAGAUACAGAUAAGUCGGAGGAGAUAAGGAAUCUGUCUGAAGGAGCCCUUUCAACUUGUUCUACUUGCUACAAACAACCGAGAGGAGUCAGACCAGACCCGAAUAUCAGCGAUUCCCUCCCACUGAAGGACGUGAGUGUUCAGGUAAACGAUCAAGCGGAGACAUCUGGUAUUUCUGCGGAAAAGGUUAUCAACAAGUGCGAACACAGCUACAAACAUCCUGAUAUAUACAAACGAUCUCCCUCCGCAGUACCCUACAUCACACUGCUAAAGAACAUGUCCACCACCCCCUCCACUACAUCACAACCUGACUCUCUCGAGCAACCUCCAGACAACAUUCUAGAACAGUCUACACAGAACAUUCUAGAACAAUCUACGCAGAACAUUCUACAAUCCCAGCUAUCAACCCAGGAUAUGCUCGAGUCCCUCUCCUACAUCUCAGAUUCUCCCGAGAGUCCAGCUAUGAAGAGGAGGGGUAAUUUACUGAACUUUAAGAGGGACAGUGUGGAACAGUCGGAGGAUGAUCUGAUAAAGCAGAUGGGGAGCUCUAUUGGUCUUACUAGAGGGGACCAAGACUACACCGAAGUCCAUUCAGACCCCAAACUCCCUGACAUAAACACGAAGUCCGAAAGUCCGGGAACAGAUCACAAGCUAAUAGACCAUUCCUUCACCGAGGAGACACCGUCCUCCGACAACAGCCCAAACUUUGCCGCCAAAUUUAUUAGGCUUGUUAGGAGGAGCACGUCCGACGUUUUGAUGCAAUCCCAUUCCUCUGCCACCUCUAUAAGUUGGGAGAAUCACGACGCUAAAAACGAUCCGUCACUCUCAGUGGACGCCCUGAACAGUCGGGCAAAGAACGGAGUUCCAGUCAUUCCUAUCAUCGAAUGUGACAUUGCUUUUAGAAUAUCGUCCAAGACGAGCGGAGAAGUGUUGUCGUGGUUUAAACAGCAGUUAGCGUGGGCGGGUCUUAUCGUCACUUCAGAGGUCGGCUGCUCUCAGGACUUCUUUAUCAAGGUGACAGCAGAUAGCCGCAUCUUUCUGAAGGGAGCUGAGAAUUUGGAGCUAUUAAAGAGAAUACACCCUGAGAGAGGGGACGGCAUGAAACCCUUCAAUAGAAACGAGACCUCGCUGUUCUGUGCACGUCAGAGCACGGACGGAUUCCUCUCUGCAGCGGAGAGACAGCUCAUCCUCUACGAUAUCGUAACCAGGAUACGGACAGAGCAUCCUGUCACGGUCGGAGAGAUCAAGUUUUACCAGCACGAGUCCGUCGUGUCCGGCCUUAUCUCAAACAGUGUCAUCAAACAGAUUUACCCGCUGCAUCAGAAAAGUAAACAAAACGUACUGAAUCGAGUAUGGGUGUGGAACUUCCUCGGAACUCAACCACUUAAUCUGAUCAGGCACUACUUUGGGGACGAGAUAGCCAUCUACUUCGCCUGGCUUGGAUCUUACACUUCCAUUUUAGUUGUGCCCUUGAUAGUCGGUUUCUCGAUAGGCCUGUUCUACGAUGACGACGACGUCAAUUCGGCGGAUUGGUGUUUUACUUUCUACGCUUUUUUCAACGUAGUUUGGCCUACACUAUUUCUGGAAAUUUGGAAAAGGAGAAGCGCAGCACUAGCUUGGGAAUGGGGCACCCUGGGUCGAGACAAGGAGACCCAGGAGAUACAACGCCCCCAGUUCCACGGGACCCUAGGUGGUAACCCAGUGACGGGGGAGGUUGAGAUUCAGUACUCCAGCAUCAAGAGACAGAUCAAGCAGACAGUGUCGCUGUUUGUAAGCGUGGUGUGUCUCAUUGUGGUUCUCGUCAGUAUGCUCGCUGUUUUCAGGUUUGACGACUACAUCCAGUACAUUUGUAAAAAUAACACCUUCCCUGACUUUGUUCCCUCCUUCCUCACCAAAUUUGUCAGAUACACACCUAAAAUACUCCUCCCCAUCACCGUUGGGAUUCUCGAUGUUAUGUACAGUAAACUAGCGUUCUUUCUGAACGAAUGGGAGAACUACAAGCACCAGAGAACGUAUGAGAAUUGGUUGGUUCUCAAACUUAUCCUCUUCAAGUUCGUCAACUCUUUCCUUGCUCUCUUCUACAUCGCCUUCUACCUUCAGGACUUUGACAAGCUACAAGAGACUUUAGCAGCUCUGUUGAUAACAAAGCAAAUAGUUGGUAACUGUGGGGAGAUUCUCGGGCCGACUCUGAUCAGCUGGGCCAAGGUUUACCUGCUGAAAAGACACAACAGUACAGAGAACAAGGCGGAGGAGAAGUUGUCUCAAGUUGAGACGGAGUCAGAGAAACCGAGAUAUGAUAGCUCUUUUGAUGAUUAUCUUGAAAUGUUCAUUCAGAUGGGCUACGUGAUUUUAUUUUCGGCCGCAUAUCCUCCGGCUGCAGUUUGGGCCUUCCUCAACAACAUUGUAGAGAUAAGAGGAGAUGCUUUUAAGCUGGUAAAUGGGCUGCAGAGACCCUUCAUAAGCAGAGUAGAAGAUAUCGGGUUCUGGCAGGACGCGUUCGAGGUGCUCAGUGUCAUUUCUAUUGUAGUGAACUGUUCCCUCAUCGGUAUCAGGGGACAAGUGGGACGGUGGUUUCCGAACUUCACCACCGGACAACAAAUCCUGUUCGUGAUAGCCAUGGAGCACGUGUUCCUCACUAUAAAGUUCAUUAUAGACAGAGCCAUUCCAGACAUACCAGGGUGGGUACAGCUCGCCACUGCCAAGGAGAAGUACACCAAGAACAGGGCUUUGAAGGGACUGGAGAAGUUAAUGCAGACGGCUCGGUUAAAGGGACACGUUCGUAAGAAGGUGGACGCUGUGAGGUCGAGAUUAGUCGAGAGGAGGGUGGAGGAAGAGAAAGGGAAUCAGGAACAAAUUCAGAGUUAUUCAGAGGAUAAUACCGAAAUAAAAAAGUCUAAUUCGGUUUCUAGAUAUAAGAUAGAGUAAUGGAUAUUCAUAUUGUGGCGACCGAUCCAUAAAUUUCAGAUCGUAAAUUUGAGUUUUGAAAAAGAUUAAAUCCGCAUGAAUUGAAGUUUUAAUGAUUCAGAUCAUGUGUAGCUGAAAUUCAAAGUAACUUUAAGCUUUUCUUUAAUUUGAUUCUUCCACUUCCAGCUACUAAAAGAAGGGUUUAUUUCAAUUUCUUAUUAGGUUUACUGUUAAUUUUUUUGUUUAAUAUUUUGUUAAUAUUUGAGUACGUUAAGCUAUUUAAAAAGCGAUAGAUUUUUUCUCUGUCAAGUAUUAAGAAAUUAG